AUGAACUCAUGUGGCAAAGCAGAGGAAGUUUCCCGGAGCUCGGCAGGCAGCUCCGCGGCGGCGGACGCAAAGCAGGUGGAGGAGGGAGAACCCGGCGUCUCCCCGCGAGCCCCGGCCCCGCCGCCGGCCAGCGGCAGUGAGAAGGCCCCUGUGGUGAAGGCCAAAGCUGCCCACGUCAUCAUGAGCUCUUUGAUCACAAAACAGACCCAGGAGAGCAUUCGGCGUUUUGAGCAACAGGCAGGGCUGCGAGAUGCUGGCUACACCCCUCACAAGGGCCUCACCACUGAGGAGACCAAGUGCCUUCGAGUGGCAGAAGCACUCCACAAACUAAAGCUCCAGAGUGGAGAGACAGCAAGAGAGGAGAGGCAGCCAGCCUCCACGCAGCCCACCCCCAGCAGCAGUCCCCAGGCCUCUCCUAAGCAGAAGACCAGAGGCUGGUUCACCUCUGGUCCUUCCACAGCCUUACCCGGCCCCAGUCUUAGCACCAUGGAUUCUGGAAGCGGGGAUAAAGACAGCUCGACCGAUGAAUGGAGCCUCUUUGGACCAAGACCGCUCCAGAAGUCUGAGUCAGGAGGCUUUGCCAUCCAGGCCUACCGAGGAGCUCAGAAGCCUUCUCCAGUGGAAGUGAUGCGCGCACAAGCCGCCCGGAGCGGGGAGGAGCCAGCAGCGUCCAAGCCGCCCAAGAUGGACAUCCCGGUGACGGAAGGGACGAGACAGCUGCCGCGGGCCCACAGCCUCAAGCCCCGCGACCUGAAUGUUCUCACACCCACUGGCUUCUAGAGCUUUCUGUCCCGGGGACGCUGCAUCGAGGGUGUCGAGCCCAGCUCCCUUUACCGUGGCUCUGACAUAGGAAAAGUUUUGUCUUUGUGAAAAUCAAACUGAGGCUAGGUGGAGACAUAAUUGGUUUUUGCGAGACAUUAGUGCAAAGCUUGUCCUUGUGUGGAAAAGCCAGUUUUGUAUUGCUCUAGCUUUAGACUAAACUUGAGCAGUGAUGUAUGGGGACCUCCCUAGAACUUGGGCCACCGCUUACUAGGUGACUGUCUUCGAUGUUCCAGAACCAAGGCUUCAGGAUUCCUUCAGCACUGUCCAGGUGCGCACGGACAGAACACGGCGUGGGGACGUCCGCGGACUAGUGCAGGCGGCUUCGGCCCUCGCGGCCGUGCUGGCGCUGGGUGCUCCGGUCUGCUGUUAGGGAACCCUAGACCCGCUGGAGAUGUGGGUGCAGCUAGGAGCCAGCCCGGCAGGGACCCCCCGUUUGUGCUGGCAGCAGCCUCCUCGAGUUCUGGGGGACCUCACGGGCCCCCGAGUCCCGCAGCCAGCCCUUCCUCUGGGACCUCUGGGGCCCGUGCUGCGGGAGGGGUGCUUCUCUUCUGCGUGUCACAGAACAAACACUAGUCUUAACAUAUCCUUUGUUGCACUUUACAGUGAGAUUAAUUUAACUUCCAUUUGGUUGAAAACUUCCUAAGGAGAAAAUUCAGUCUACUGGCUUGCUAUAGAUAAAUGGAUGUUAAACUUUAAAAAAAGAGGUGGCAACUGCGGUUUGGAUAUAGUCUUGAGGUUCAUAUGAAAACUAGUGUCACUCUAUUUUGAUUUUCUUGUUCAGGCUAGGGCUUGAAAAUUUUUUUCCUGGGAGGUAGAAGAAUUAAAAAAUUUCUGUAUGCAAUCAUUUUCCCCUCAAAUGAGCCUCAUACCUUUGUAAACAUGUACCUCACUGAGGAAAGGAACUGGGGAAGCCACUUUUUCAUUUCUCUUCACCGUGUACAUGUACAACCACUGUCUUGAACGCUGUCUCCCAUUCCUGCUGUCUUUUGCUUUGGACGUUAUUGUGUCUACUCAAGGAGCCGAGCUGACCUUCCCCCAGAGGCACCCUGGAGUCUCAAAUGAUCAGAAUUAAUUUAUUUGUGUCUUCUGUUACGCUUGUAUCUCUUACUUGUUUUGACAAUAAAAAUCCUUACU
Dama dama (fallow deer) is the source of this 1956-nucleotide messenger RNA. RefSeq names its product putative monooxygenase p33MONOX. NCBI's taxonomy places the organism in Eukaryota, Metazoa, Chordata, Mammalia, Artiodactyla, Cervidae. Bases 1 to 780 code for a protein of 259 amino acids. Gene Ontology annotation, cellular component: cytoplasm. The transcript is spliced from 2 exons. The record is from RefSeq and is a predicted model, not a curated record.